Actinia tenebrosa (Australian red waratah sea anemone) is the source of this 1273-nucleotide messenger RNA. RefSeq names its product histone H2B.2 pseudogene. NCBI's taxonomy places the organism in Eukaryota, Metazoa, Cnidaria, Anthozoa, Actiniaria, Actiniidae. The record is from RefSeq and is a predicted model, not a curated record.
GAAUCCUAAAUCAUAAUGUCUGGUCGCGGUAAAGGAGGAAAAGGUCUAGGAAAAGGAGGCGCCAAGCGUCAUCGUAAGAUCCUUCGGGAYAACAUCCAGGGUAUCACCAAGCCCGCCAUCCGUCGUCUUGCCCGUCGUGGUGGAGUCAAGAGAAUCUCUGGUCUGAUCUACGAAGAGACCCGUGGUGUCCUCAAGGUUUUCCUUGAGAAUGUCAUCCGUGAUGCUGUCACCUACACMGAGCACGCCAAGAGAAAGACCGUCACAGCCAUGGACGUUGUCUACGCUCUCAAACGCCAAGGACGUACCCUGUACGGAUUUGAAAAGAUGCCACCAAAACCCUUAGUUGGAAAGAAAGGAGAGAAGAAAGCCGGCAAGAAGGCCGCUCUUGGUGACAAGAAGAAGAGAAGAUCUAAGAGAAAGGAAUCCUAUGCCAUCUACAUCUACAAAGUCAUGAAGCAAGUCCAUCCUGACACUGGUAUCUCCAGCAAGGCCAUGAGCAUCAUGAACUCCUUUGUCAAUGAUGUCUUCGAGCGCAUCGCUGGUGAAGCUUCCCGACUUGCUCACUACAACAAGAAAUCCACCAUCACAUCUCGGGAAAUCCAGACGGCUGUUCGUCUCCUUCUCCCUGGUGAGCUGGCCAAGCACGCAGUCAGUGAAGGCACCAAGGCUGUCACCAAGUACACCAGCAGCAAGUAAACAGUUCCAAGCUGUUUACAGCACAAAACAACGGCUCUUUUAAGAGCCAUCACAUGAGAAGAAAGUUCAUGAACCUAUGCUUUAAAUCCCUCAACUUUAUCAAUAAACUGAUGAUAACUAACUACAAUUUCAACCAAAAUCUUAAAAAAAUUACUAGUAAAACUCCUGAAGAAGUGAAAUUAUUUCAAAGGAAAGCUCUAACUGCUUUGGCGCCAUUUCUUCAUUAGGUACUUGGUUUGGCUAUCUUUUGAAUCCAAAACUUUUCUCACACAUUUUAUUAAAUCAAUAUAUUUCUAUGACAGUUGUAUGCUUACAGUUCCGUAGAUGAAUGAGUAAUAUUGGUUUAAUUUUGUUCUGGGAUACUUAAGGUAGUGGACUUCAAAGUAUUGUUUAAAACAUUUAAAAUCUUUGCCAAAACAGACAGAAAUGUUUUCGUACGUUAUGGAUGAAUAAGGGUAAAAUGUGUAUAUAUCAUAAUAGCUGAUUCAUGUAUACUCUUAGCCUUGUAUCAAGAUAGAAGUGUAACAAAUGAAAUGGAACACUAAUAAAUAGAAGAACAGCAUCAAUAACACGACAA